AUGUAUCAGCGAAGUGUUGCAACAUGCACACGCACUUUGCAGGGCCAGCCGGAUGUAAGCCAACGCCGAGUGGUGGUGGAGACGGUGCAAGCUGGUCCCCCAGUUGGCGGUCGAGGCUGCUGCAGCCCAGUUUCAGAGCCGGCGUCUGCAGGGGCGGGGGCGGCGGUGCCGCGGUGGUGGCUGGUCGUGGCCGCCGCGCUGCUGGCGGCGCCGCAGGCGCCGGACCGCAGCCCCGCGGACGAGUGCCAGCUGACGCCGGUCAUCCACGUGCUGCAAUACCCCGGCUGCGUGCCCAAGCCCAUCCCCAGCUUCGCCUGCACCGGCCGCUGCUCCAGCUACUUGCAGGUGUCGGGGUCCAAGAUCUGGCAGAUGGAGCGGUCGUGCAUGUGCUGCCAGGAGAGCGGCGAGCGCGAGGCCAGCGUCUCACUCUUCUGCCCCAAGGCCAAGCCCGGCGAGCGCAAGUUCCGCAAGGUGUCGACCAAGGCGCCGCUGGAGUGCAUGUGCCGGCCGUGCACCGGCGUCGAGGAGUCGGCCGUCAUCCCGCAGGAGAUGGCCGGCUACCCGGACGACGGGCCGCUCGCCGCGCACUUCCGCAAGUCGCAGUAGGGCGCCGCGCCGCGCCGCGCCGCACUCCGCCCUCUCUGUACCGCUCAUUUUCCUAAUAAACUGAC
Molecule: messenger RNA, 671 nt
Organism: Schistocerca serialis cubense
Lineage: Eukaryota; Metazoa; Arthropoda; Insecta; Orthoptera; Acrididae
Product: bursicon-like
Exons: 5
Coding region: 1-606 (201 amino acids)
Biological process (GO): animal organ morphogenesis
Molecular function (GO): BMP binding; receptor ligand activity
Source: RefSeq, a predicted model, not a curated record